Molecule: messenger RNA, 1104 nt
Organism: Dunckerocampus dactyliophorus (ringed pipefish)
Lineage: Eukaryota; Metazoa; Chordata; Actinopteri; Syngnathiformes; Syngnathidae
Product: glycylpeptide N-tetradecanoyltransferase 2-like
Exons: 9
Coding region: 1-1104 (367 amino acids)
Biological process (GO): N-terminal peptidyl-glycine N-myristoylation
Cellular component (GO): cytoplasm
Molecular function (GO): glycylpeptide N-tetradecanoyltransferase activity
Source: RefSeq, a predicted model, not a curated record
AUGACAAGUCAGGGCCAAAUAACAGGAGGUGAAGCGAGUGUUCGAGAAGAGCCUUACUCUCUGCCUCAAGGGUUCUCCUGGGACACUGUGGACCUGAGCAACCCCAGGGAGCUGCAAGAGCUUUGUACGCUGCUCAAUGAGAACUACACAGAGGAUGAUGACAACACCAUCAGAUAUGACUUCUCUAUGGAGUAUCUGCAAUGGGCCUUGCAGCCCCCAAAUUGGCUGGCCCAGUGGCACUGCGGCAUCAGGGUGGAUUCUAAUAAGAAGCUAGUGGGCUUCAUCGGGGCAGUCCCUGCAGAUGUGCAUAUAUACGACACGGAGAAGCGGACGGCGCAGAUCAAAUUUUUGUGUGUUCAUAAGAAGCUACGCCUCAAGCGGAUGACCCCGGUUUUGAUUCGGGAGCUCGCCAGACGUGUCCAACAGCAGGGUGUGGGCCAGGCGGUGUACACAGCUGCCAUAGUGCUGCCCACACCGCUCAGCUCCUGCAGAUUGUGGCAUCGACCCCUGAACCUCCGCAAGCUGGUGGAGAUGGAGUAUCCAGGCAUACGAGGAGACAUGCCCCUGCAGAGAGCCCUCAAAUUCAACCGCCUCCCUGAGGUGACAAAGACACCUGGUUUGCGACCGAUGGGCAAAGACGAUGUGGUGAGGUUGCACGCUCUUCUGCAGGCAAACCUCACCAAAUUCCACCUCAAGCCAAGCUGGUCUCUGCAGGAAGUGGAGCACUGGCUCUUGCCUAGGGAGGGCGUGAUUGACACCUAUGUGGUAGAGGGUGAUGAUGGUGCACUGACAGAUGUGGUGAGCUUCUACAGAAUGUCCUCCAAGGUGUUAAAUCACCCAUUCCACAAGGGCCUGAGGGCGGCCCACCUCUUCUACGUUGCAUCAAAUGGCGGUACAGACCUUGCUGAGCUCAUUGAGGAUACGCUGGUCCUGGCCAAAUCCAAAGACUUUGAUAUCUUCGUUGUUCUUGAUGUGAUGGAUAACAAGUGUUUCCUGGAAAAGCUCAAAUUCAACAUCAGUGGCAAGAAUUUACAUUACUACUUGUACAAUUGGAUGUGUCCAAGAAUGAGUCCAGACAAGGUGGGCAUGGUGUUACCAAACUAA